GGCGGCGGCGGAGGCGGCGCCAGGCCCGGCGGGCGCGGAGCGGAGCCCGCGGCUCCCGGUCCCCGCCGCUCCCGCGCCUUCGAACGCGGCGGCCCCGCCGUUCCAGCCCAGCGCGGGCCCGGCGGCGGCUCCCGGAGAUGGCGGAGUCCGGCGGGGCCGAGUUCGGCGCGGAGCGGCCGAGCAGCAUGGCUGACAAGAACAGCACCCUGAAAUGCACGUUCUCUGCUCCUGGCCACAGCACCACUCUGCUGCAGGGACUGGCCUCGCUCCGAGCUCAGGCUCAGCUGCUUGAUGUCAUCCUCACUAUAAAUAAUGAAGUGUUUCAGGUUCAUAAAGUUGUCUUGGCUGCCUGCAGUGACUAUUUCAGGGCGAUGUUCACGGGCGGGAUGAGAGAGGCCAGCCAGGAUGUGAUCGAGCUGAAAGGUGUGUCUGCCAAGGGCCUGAAGCACAUCAUAGACUUUGCCUACAGCGCCGAGGUGACUCUGGACCUCGACUGCAUCCAGGAUGUGCUGGGAGCCGCCGUCUUCCUCCAGAUGGUGCCUGUGGUGGAGCUGUGCGAGGAGUUCCUGAAGUCUGCCAUGAGCGUGGAGACGUGCCUCAACAUCGGGCAGAUGGCCACCACCUUCAGCCUCUCCUCCCUGAAGGAAUCCGUGGACGCCUUCACCUUCAGGCACUUCCUGCAGAUCUCCGAGGAGGAGGAUUUCCUCCACCUGCCCCUGGAGCGCCUGGUGUUCUUCCUGCAGAGCAACAAGCUCAAGAGCUGCAGCGAGAUCGACCUGUUCCGCGCCGCCGUGCGCUGGCUGCAGUACGACCCCGCGCGCCGCGCCAGCGCCAGCCGCGUCCUGUGCCACAUCCGCUUCCCCCUCAUGAAGUCCUCGGAGCUGGUGGACAGCGUGCAGACCCUGGACAUCAUGGUGGAGGACGUCCUGUGCCGCCAGUACCUGCUGGAGGCCUUCAACUACCAGAUCCUGCCGUUCCGGCAGCACGAGAUGCAGUCGCCGCGCACGGCCAUCCGCUCGGACGUGCUGUCCCUCGUCACCUUCGGCGGCACGCCCUACACCGACAACGACCGCACCGUCAGCUGCAAGGUCUACUGCCUGCCCGACCCGGGCGGCCGCCAGUUCAAGGAGCUCACGGAGAUGGAGGUUGGGAGCAGCCACUCCUGCGUGGCCGUGCUGGACAACUUCGUCUACAUCGUGGGCGGGCAGCAGCUGCAGUACCGCAGCGGGGAGGGAGCCGUGGACGUCUCCUACCGCUACGACCCGCACCUCAACCAGUGGCUGCGCAUCCAGGCCAUGCAGGAGAGCAGGAUCCAGUUCCAGCUCAACGUCCUGCGCGGCAUGGUGUACGCCACGGGCGGCAGGAACCGCUCGGGCAGCCUGGCCUCGGUGGAGAAGUACUGCCCCAAGGACAACGAGUGGACCUACGUGUGCUCCCUCAAGCGCAGGACGUGGGGCCACGCCGGGGCCACGGUGGGGGACAGGCUGUACAUCUCGGGGGGCUACGGCAUCUCCGUGGAGGACAAGAAGGCGCUGCACUGCUACGACCCCGCGGCCGACCAGUGGGAGUUCAAGGCGCCCAUGAACGAGCCGCGGGUGCUGCACGCCAUGGUGAGCGCCAGCGGCAGGAUCUACGCCCUGGGCGGCCGCAUGGACCACGUGGACCGGUGCUUCGACGUGCUGGCCGUGGAGUAUUACGUGCCCGAGAGCGACCAGUGGACCACGGUGAGCCCCAUGCGCGCCGGGCAGUCGGAGGCCGGCUGCUGCCUGCUGGAGAAGAAGAUCUACGUGGUGGGGGGUUACAACUGGCACCUCAACAACGUCACCAGCAUCGUGCAGGUCUACAACACCGAGACGGACGAGUGGGAGAGGGACCUGCACUUCCCGGAGUCCUUCGCCGGGAUCGCCUGCGCUCCCGUGAUCCUGCCCCAGGUGCCCAGCCAGAGGUGACCCCGGUGGUGCCCCCCCUGGGCCCUUUGCUGCCUGCAAAAGCUGCGUUUUGGGGGGAGAGGGAAGGAGAAAACCAACCUGGGUUCGUUCCCUCCUCCCUGAUGUCCCUCCUGCUCCCGGGGAGCCCUGGCAGGAGCAGCCCGGCAGCAGCGCUUGUCAGCCAGGCAGAGCGAGCAGAUGUUACAGCUGGGAAAGGCUCUUCUCUCUCUCAUCUGGGUGGUUUUCUUUUUUCACUGGUGAUGGGGGGGAAAGCGGGGGUGCAUUUUGCCAACUUUUUGUAUUUUUGAUGGUGUUCCACGCUGCAAACGGUGGCAGCUCAGCGGUCACUGGGGUCUGUUUCAAAGAGAUCAGGUGGGGUUUUUUAUUUAUUAAUAUCUCCCCAAAAAACAAACAAACAAACAAACAAAAUCAUUGUAUGUCACUCUGGUGUUUUUUAGCAGACAAAAAAAGCCCAACCAACCAAAACCUGUGUAACACACUGACCUCCAGAAGCAAUAAAGGCACCGUGGGAGCUACAAGAUCUCAGGUGCUUUUGGACUGUGGAAGCAUAUUCCCAUUUUUCAAAGGUGACUUUCCCUUUUUUACCUGCCUGAGAAAGGGAAUUCUUAGCCCUGCACACCUCUGGUCUUCGUUGCUUGGAUCUCACUGCAAUUCCUCGCCCCCCCUCCAGACACUCCAGAAAUUCUCCCCUCAUCGGGGCGUGCAGAGGUUGCAGCACUAAAGCCAUGGUUGAAAGCUCGAUUAUGUGUAAACUGGCACGAUUAUUUGGUUUUAUAACUGCCAAAAACUUGGCUUCCCUGGCAAUAAGAGCUCUGCAGUCGUCCCUCUGGGCUGACCCCCGAGGCCAAGAGCUCCUGCAGGGUGUGGGUCAGGACCUUCCCCUUCCUGCUCUCACCAGCACACGCUCAUCCAAACUCUUCCUGCAGCGAAGGAGGUGGGUGCUACUCUGUCAUCAGCCUGAAGGUUUUCUUCCUUGCCGUGGAAAUGAGGUACCUGACCUGAUAAAGUGAUGGAAUUCCGAGCGGAGCAGGGCCUCGUUGUCGUGGUGGGGUUUUCAAUUCGACAGGUUCAUUUUGAGAUGACUCCAUCACCUUUGCAAAGGACUGUUACUUCCUGAACUUCCCUCUCCUCCAAGCCAUCUUUCCUCUUUAAUUUGAUUAAUGAAUUGAAAGGUUCUCCUCUCGUCAGGAGUUCUGUUUCAAGGGCUUUGUUUUGUACCUGUGUCACGAUUUGUGGAGGGGCUGUUUCGUUCUGCUGGGAAAGAAAUCCCAGCCUGCAACCUUUUAGUGGUGACAUGUAAUGUCUGGUUUGCUGGUGAAUCACUGAGAGGUCUGUGUAAAGCAUGAACUCCACACCUGGGAGCCACUGGAAGAGAUUUUUCUGGAGUGGUGGAGCCGGGGCAGCCCUGGGUGGGUCUCGGGGAGACUCUGCGCUCUGGGUUGCAGGUCAGGUGAUGCAUCAUUUCCUCUGUUCCCCUCUGUUUGCUGGUUUGCCAAUAAUAAACUGAUGAAAAGUC
Messenger RNA from Myiozetetes cayanensis, 3465 nucleotides. RefSeq names its product kelch like family member 26 (gene KLHL26). The transcript is spliced from 3 exons. The record is from RefSeq and is a predicted model, not a curated record. Gene Ontology annotation, molecular function: protein binding. Lineage: Eukaryota; Metazoa; Chordata; Aves; Passeriformes; Tyrannidae. Bases 138 to 1949 code for a protein of 603 amino acids.